AUGUAUUGGAUGUACAUUAUUCUACUUUUCAUUACUGCUUUAUUCAAUAUAAAUAAACAGAUAGAAGCUGGUACAAUCAGUCUCCGCAUUCCACUGCUAGCCAACGCCGAACUCUGUUUAAGAUACUCUGGGAAAGCAAAUUCCACCGGAAGCCCAACUAUACCUACGAAGUCUGGAGAAAAUAACUCCAUUGAAGUGAAACCACCAGCAGGGGGACCCUCGAAUGAGAAGGAUGGUGAUAGGAGUCCAAGUAGCAUGGAUCCUUCUACGAAUCCACCUGGAUUCAGUAGGCAGAUCACGCCUGACGGAGAAUAUCCUACAUUCUCAUGUUAA
Messenger RNA from Schistosoma curassoni, 333 nucleotides. Lineage: Eukaryota; Metazoa; Platyhelminthes; Trematoda; Strigeidida; Schistosomatidae. The record is from the annotation of a GenBank genome assembly.